AUAAAACUUAUGGACAUCGACGACUGGAGCAGACCCGAAGUGGUCCAGCUAAUUGAUCACUAUAUUCGAGAGCCUAAUGUGUCAAUAGAGCAACUAAAAAAAGAUAUCCAACGAAUCACGAGAAAAAAUGUAACAACUCGUACUUUGCAGCGUCAUAUGCAAAUAUUUUUACAGGAAUCAGCUGCCUACGAGACGCAUUCUAAACAAGACGCAACUUGCCCAGUAGAUACUGGCCAGCUGGCUCACCGCAUACAAGAUUUACGUAAUAGAACUCGAAGACCGAGAAAAUUAGCCCAAGCUAGUACUGAUACUGAAGGUCCAAGUAGUAGACGCAAACAGCCUACUCAGCGAAUCAGCUCAAUGCAACGAAUUGUGCGAAGCUAUCGAAGUCGCAGGUACAAGGCACGUAGGAAAUACUUUCUUGCAAAAAGAUGUAAAGAGGAAUUAGAAGACGAGUUAUCAGCGACGACAACAACGCCAGAUGCUCCAACAAAAACCGAAUCUCCUGCGACAACAGCAAGAGUUAUAACAUCAACAACAGUAACAGAAUCAAAAGGGACCAUGCCAACCACACCAAAAAAAGCAGAAGAAACAACAGUAAUUGUAGAAACAGAAAGGAUGACAUCGGAAACAACGGAAGAACCACAAUGGAUAACAACAACAUCGAUAUCCACAACGACAAUGACGGAAGCAAAAACAUCGAUGCUUGCUACAGAAACAAUAACAGAGAUAACUGAAAAAGCAAUGGGACAUCAUGCGGAAACAACAGUAUCAAUUCCAGAAGGAGGUGAGUGGUUGGUACCAACAGCGAUGACACCAUGCACCGUUGCAGAAACAGAUUUGGAAACAUUGGAAAGAACAAUAGACCUAUCUUGGAUAAGAUCGAUAACAGAAGGGAUGAUGGUAUCUUGCUUGACUCUGGAACCAGAUGAUAUAACAUGGACAAAGCAAGAAACUGCAGAAUCAACGAAGUCAGGGAUGACAACACCAACAAAUCCAUGGCGAACGGAAGAGCAAGAGACAACAACAACUAGAGAUAACCUACAAUAUCCUCAAAUCACAGAACAUGAAACGCAAGAAUCUCACUUGUCAGCAAUGAAACAAGCAGAACUCUUACGCAGUUCAAAUGCAAUAUCUUUGCAGGAUUUCACUUCCACGGCUGCAAAUUUACCACCUACCGUCUCUCAGAUAUCCCCAAUUUCUACCCUACUCAAUUCAGAAUUCUGUAAACAACCAACCCACAUGUCUCCCAUAACCUGCACGAAUGAUCCAAAUACCUCCACAUUUCCAAAACCGGAAAGUACCUGUCUUUCUAGUUCAAUAUUUACUACUAGUCAGACUUCUCCUUCUACAGUAGCAAUGCAGGCAAAUCUUGUGAAUCAACAAUUCCAAUCAAUGUUAAACCAUCUAGAUCACUGUCUGAAUGCAUUACGACUACUGCGAAAUGAAGUUGUAAGUGUUCAUUAUCGAAUUUGGAAAGGAGAUUGGGACGUUCAAAUAGAGGGGGAGAAAACAAUAGAAGAAAGGCUCGAAUUCAUUAACCAAAUUUAUGAUAGUUUGGAAUCUCAUGCCAAACAGCUACCCACUUCAACUCCCAUGACAGUACAAAUGGAACGGCUGAGUCGUUUUCUACAUGACGGACAAAUUGAUCCUUACACUAGAGAAUUAUAUGAAAAAUCUCUGGAUGCUUCAACAUGGAUGGACACAACUAAUCAACUACUGCAAAUGUAUGCAGAGUUUUUACGUCCUGUUGUGGGUAAUCGAAGACGAUCAAUAAUGACCGAACGCCCUUUAACAUUUUCAAGCUAUGGAUUAAGUUCAUCACCGCAGAGUGUUUUUGAACAAACAUUAGCAUCGGUAUUGAAGGAUCCAAGUUCUAAAAAAAUUGGCCUUGUAGGACGUUAUCUGGAAAAGACUGCUCUUUCUGCCAUUGUUGAAUUCAAAUUUGGUCAAGUAGUCGACAAACAGUAUGUUUGUUUGCUGAAAAUGCUUAUGGUUGUUAACAGUGGUGUGCCGGAAUAUGUACAAAUGAUUGCUCCUCAUGAGGAUUGGUCAUACUUGGAUAUUGGAACUGAGCAGGUUGAUAUUCAUAAAGAGAGUCGAUAUUUGGUUUACCGAAAGAUGAGUGUUCAAGCAAAUAUACAUCUAAUGCAAACAAUAAUGCCUUGCAUUGAUAUUCGAAAUGCCCAUACACUUUCUUAUGUCCUCAGCCUGUUUUCUAAAUUUUCGGGAGUAUUUGAGACAAAAUGCCGUGUUUGCAAAUUUACAUUUUUGCCUAAGAAAAUGAAGCGACUCUUCAAUUACUUGCGUGCUACUGUUGCUCAUGUAGAAGAAAAUUAUGUAAAGCAUGAGAAGGCGGCUGAAAUUGAAGGUGCUGAGCAUAUUAUUGUAAAUUCAUCGGCGUUACAUUGUCCAAUUUGUCUUUCCGUAUUCAUCUCUGCACCUUUUAUUCUUCGAUGUGGUCAUUCAUUCUGUCAGAAAUGUAUCAAGAAACUUGUUAAAGAAUCAUCAUCAGAAGAUGAACAUGGGAUGAUUCUAUGUCCUAUCUGUCGUCAGGAGAUUUCCUGUGAAAUCAGUUUUACAAAAAAUUAUUUGGCUGAUGCCUUGCUGCAGUCAUUUCAGGAUGUAGUUCGGGAUAACAUCGAACACGUUAUGGAUUCUAGUCUAAUGCUUUCGGUAGUUGUCUUUAUUUGA
Messenger RNA from Thelazia callipaeda (thelaziosis nematode), 2694 nucleotides. Lineage: Eukaryota; Metazoa; Nematoda; Chromadorea; Rhabditida; Thelaziidae. The record is from the annotation of a GenBank genome assembly.